Messenger RNA from Blepharisma stoltei, 473 nucleotides. The record is from the annotation of a GenBank genome assembly. Lineage: Eukaryota; Ciliophora; Heterotrichea; Heterotrichida; Blepharismidae.
AUGGGGUUGAAUAAGUAUUUAACGCCUUGUAGAAUCCCAAUUGUGAAGUAUUGGAAGAUGACUUUAUGUUUCAAAUUUUGAAUGAGUAUCACUAGUUUGGCUAAAGGAUAUAAGUAUGAUAUCUAUAUUUCUGUCUUCGUCAUUGAUGGUAUUGCUAAUGUUUGAGACAAUGGCUCAUAUAUAUAUAAGCUUAUAAGAUAUAGCUUUUCCCCAUAAAUAGCCCCAUAGAGCCAAUUUUUUUCAUGAGUUUAAUUUUUGAGAGGACCAAAAAUUAAGCCCAGUAGGCAGAUCAUAGCCUUAUUGGGUAUUUAUGGGAAAAACCCAAGGCAGCUCAUAAUCACUACUAUUUGAUUUUAACUCUUGUGAUAUCCUCCAAUUAUUCCUAUCCCGCACUCUUCAAAAGAGGUUUUAACGCGGCAAUCAAUACAUACAGAGACAGCCAUUACCAGGCUUAUCAACUGCUUAAAUUUUAG